AUGCAAGGUACUGCAGUAUCAUCGAUACCGAGUCACUGUUGCUCACCCUCGUUUCGUGUGCAGGCACUCAAUCUGACCCGCCGUGUUGGCUCAAUGCUGAAGAAACUCGAUGAUCACCGACACUUCCUCAUGACGAUCGCAACAGGAGAUCCACGAGGCAUCGGUCGUCUUGUCGCCCAGGCCUUACGGGACAAAGUGAGCGCGAGCGAGCUUGUACGGCGGUUUGACGAGAGCAUCGAGGGCAUAUACCAUGUACGCGGUUACUCUGCCUUUGACUUCGAUCUCGCUCUGCUUGCGCUGCGUCUCGGAGGCAGGAAGCUACUGUAUGCACUCAACCACUCCAUUGCAAUCCCAUCCAUCCGUGCUCUGCGGCGAGCGCGCCAUUUUACUCGCUUCAUGCCAAGCUUUGGUCGUCCUACAGAUGCCGACGUGGAGUGGAAUCUAUCUGAGGUACUCGGACCGAAGAUCGACCGGCUGAAGGCCCGCGCGCAGGCUUCCGAUCAGCAGACACAUGGGACAGCUGCAGCGACGCAGUACUACCACUCGGGUGCAUCGUUAUGCUGGGACGAGAUCUCACAAGAGGAGGUCGCAUGCUACUUUCCUCAUGCGGAUUGCGUUGGCGGGCUUUGUCGGGAACACUGUCAUCUCGUCGAUCUCAGAUUACGCAGCUUCCAGAGCGCUGUCGACAUCGCAGAAGCCCUUGACAAAGGAGAGGUCCAUUUGGGGAAGGAGGUCUCCGUCCUCGGUGUCAUGUCCUUUGGUGACGAGCUUGGCCGGGGUGCACUCCCCAUUGCUGCGUCGCCUACCUGCAAGUCUGAGACUCCUGCCGAGAGUGCAGAGACGGUACGCACAGUACUCCGCGUGUGGAAGAAGAGCUUCGCAAUGUUCUUCGGCCCAAUGUGGUCCUUUGCGUCAGACGGAGAUGCUGGCCGCCGGGCGAUGGUGUAUGACCUGUUCAUGCAGUAUGUGAUUUCACCAUCGCAUGCCUUAUACAAGAUACUCGGGCAUCUACCGGGCCUCAAUCUCUGUGUCGGCGACGACGAUGUCACAGCAGAUUUUGAUUGGAAGCAUGAAAUAAAACGCUUGGCUCGUCUGAUGCGGACGCAAGAAGGCAUUGUUGUCGGGGAUACUAUUGUGAACAUUCACUGUCUCUCUCGCCACCUACGACGUGAUCCCAAGCUAUCUGAUCUCGCGGUUGAGCGUCUCCUCAACCCCUCUGAUUCUCAAGACGUACCUCGCGCGAUUGAUCUGUUACAGGGCAUAGCCUCGCUAUCAACUCUACCCCAGGAAGGAUGCACACCGACCGAGCUUCAGGAACUCCGGGCCAUCGCAAUCAUUGGCGAGCUGCUGUCGGCCUUCACCAAUGCGUUCAUCCGUCCGGAUUGGUCCCUUACCCAGCAGCUCACAUCCCUCAGCAAAUUCGCGCACAUGUCGUUUACACUAUACUGUACACACGAACGAAGCUUCAUGCCCCACCAACUGUAUGGCGACCUGAUGACAACAGUGAAGAACGCGAUCUUCUGUGUCGCGAAGCAACAACUCUUGGACGGAUCACAGAGAUUCUAUCUCUACGACACGGGUGAUGAUAAGCUCGAAGGACUCUUCGGGAACGUUCGCAUGCAAGGCGGACAUAACCCCAACUUCUCCUUCAAACAGCUGAUCGAGCGACUUGGUGCUGCUGUUGAUAUAGAUGCGGUGUUCUCGGCCCACCCCGAGCUUGAUAAGGGUUCUCGCCGUCGCAAGGUCACUCGAACAGAGCACGCGGACCAUCUAAAUCACAAGUCUUGGACGGGCGAUGUCAUCGCUGACCAUGUAAAUCUGAAGUCGGCCUGGGCAGAUGGUCGUCUCGCGGCUGUGAAGGCGCUCGAACUCAUACACAUUGCCACUGCAUUCGACCAAUCCUUCGAUUCCACGCGCUCCAUAGACAUGCUCCAGCCAAUACGACAUGGGAAAUUUCCUGGAGUCUCGACCGAGAUAGAUCGUUCUCUC
Molecule: messenger RNA, 1989 nt
Organism: Fomitopsis serialis
Lineage: Eukaryota; Fungi; Basidiomycota; Agaricomycetes; Polyporales; Fomitopsidaceae
Exons: 2
Source: RefSeq, a predicted model, not a curated record